AAAAGCAGCAAGUGGAAGAAGUCUAGCAGUACUACGGCGCGGGCAGCAGGAAGCCAGGAUUUGGAGGGAAAAUGUGGAGCAGCAAACGCAAAGAAUAUGUGACGGUCAAGGACCUGCAGAACAUUCUGGACUCGUGCAAACUACGUCUCAGCCACAUUGAUGAAGUCUGGCCCAAUAUAUACAUAGGAAACGUGACAGUGGCCCAGACCAAGUCGGCCUUAAUGGAGCUUGGCAUCACCCAUGUGCUGAACGCGGCACACGCCAAACCGGGCAGUAUCGGCAACCAGAGUUUCUACGGCAACGACUUCGAGUACUGCGGCAUACCCGCCGACGACUCGACUCACUUUGACCUGGAUGUCUACUUCAGACCUGCUGCCGACUUCAUCCACAAAGGACUGAAGUCCCCUCGUGGCAAAGUUCUUGUGCACUGCAUCAUGGGAAUGAGCCGCUCGUCCACAUUGGUUCUGGCCUAUCUGAUGAUCUACCGCCGCCUGAGCCUACAGGAGGCCCUCCGGCGGCUGGUCUGCAAGAGGGCUAUCUACCCCAACAGGAACUUCCUGGCCCUGCUCAUCGACCUGGACCUGCACCUGCAGCGCCGCAACAAUGCACGCAGGAAUAGGAAAGGGGCCUGCCUUAUCUUGUGAACCUGGCGCAAAGUUGAAAAGAGAAAUUCUGUGAAAUUAUUGACACAAUAAUAGAAAGUGAUUGUAAACAUUAUGUGAAAUUACUCAAAACUUGCCAUUUUAAUCCAAAUAUCAGCAAAAAUAUCCAAAAAUUGACAAAAAUGAAAGAUUUAAAGUAGUAUAUAAUAGUGUGAGACUCAAAUGUUUAAAAAUUUAAAAAAUCUUUAUGAAUAGAUAAAUAUGUUAUGUGCAAAUUUCUUUCAAGUAUUACCUAAAUGCAAAUGUGAACUGAUUUACAUUGCUAUAAAUGACAAAAAAAGUACAAAUUCAGUACAAGAUGUUCUUACAGUAAUACCAUGCACAAGUAUUUGAACUUUCAAAAUAAAAUAAUUUAUCAGUUCAAAUAAAAUUGUAACAUAACAUUAUAAUGACAAUUAGGUGAGGCUUAUGUUUGUCUUUGAACUGAACUAACAUGGCAGAAAUGGACCAACUAAUAUUAUUUUUGUUUGAACAGCUCUCAUGUCAAUAAAUGUGCACUUUAUUUAUUUCACUGCAUUUUGAAUUGCAAUUUUGAAAUGCUGAUCAACUAACUUUCUCUGUGUGAAUGUGACUAUUUUACUGCUGAAUUGAGAGUCCAAAUGAUGAUAAUUGUGUGCAACCU
Corythoichthys intestinalis (scribbled pipefish) is the source of this 1284-nucleotide messenger RNA. RefSeq names its product dual specificity protein phosphatase 13-like. Bases 72 to 644 code for a protein of 190 amino acids. The record is from RefSeq and is a predicted model, not a curated record. Gene Ontology annotation, molecular function: protein tyrosine/serine/threonine phosphatase activity; MAP kinase phosphatase activity. The transcript has 3 exons. Gene Ontology annotation, cellular component: cytoplasm. NCBI's taxonomy places the organism in Eukaryota, Metazoa, Chordata, Actinopteri, Syngnathiformes, Syngnathidae. Gene Ontology annotation, biological process: protein dephosphorylation; negative regulation of MAPK cascade.